Molecule: messenger RNA, 2184 nt
Organism: Tinamus guttatus (white-throated tinamou)
Lineage: Eukaryota; Metazoa; Chordata; Aves; Tinamiformes; Tinamidae
Gene: AFG2B
Product: AAA ATPase AFG2B
Biological process (GO): retrograde protein transport, ER to cytosol; autophagosome maturation; mitotic spindle disassembly
Cellular component (GO): cytosol; VCP-NPL4-UFD1 AAA ATPase complex; nucleus
Molecular function (GO): ATP hydrolysis activity; ATP binding; polyubiquitin modification-dependent protein binding
Source: RefSeq, a predicted model, not a curated record
CCCGGCGGCUGCUGCGUGUGCACCGCGUGGCCCCGGCACGACCUGGCGGACGGCUACGUGCAGGUGGAUCUCAUGUGCAGGACAGCAGGGUUAACCGCGGCGGGGCUGAAGAACCUCACGGUGGACGUGGGCCAGCUGAAGCUUUUGGCCUAUCACCGCUUAAAAAAAGCAGCUGUGAGAGUAGUGCUGAAAAGUGCCGCACUGAAAAAGUCAACCCCCCGGGGCUUGCUGCAGGAGAUAAUAAAAGAGCUGCUAAGAAACGUCUAUGUUUCUGUUAAUUACACUGUUACAGUUGCACCAACUCUGGAAAAUCCAGUAGUUUAUAUUGAAAUACUCUCUACAGACCCUUUGACAGAUGAAGCUGGACUAGUAACUCCCCAAACAAGUGUAAAAAUUAAAGAGGUCAUCACUUUAGAGUGGUACAGGCACUUAACUGAGGACACAGCGAAAGUCUCGGUUGCGGGACUAGAUGGUGUGGGAAUGUCUCUGAAGGAAAUGGUUGAUUUGCCCUUCCGCUUCCCAAAAACUUUCAGGAAGCUGGGACUUUCUGUCCCUAACGGAGUGCUGUUAGUAGGUCCUCCAGGUGUAGGGAAAACCCUUCUGGUAAAGGCAGUAGCUAAGGAAGUGGGUGCUUAUCUGCUCUGCAUCAGUGGUCCAGCCCUGUAUGGCUCAAGACCAGGAGAAAGCGAGGAGAAUUUGCGAAGAGUUUUUGAGAAGGGCAGAGAAAUGUCCCGUGAAGGACCAACCAUUGUCUUCAUUGAUGAAAUCGACUCUUUGUGCCCAAAGAGAGGGAGAUCAAACAGUGCUCCUGAGGAUCGUCUUGUUGCUCAGUUGCUAACACUGCUGGAUGGCGUAGGCCACAAAGAUAGGAUGGUCAUUAUGGCAGCAACAAACAGGCCUGAUGCCUUAGAUCCUGCACUGAGAAGACCUGGCAGGUUUGACAGAGAGGUUAUUAUUGGGACACCAACCUUUUUACAGAGAAGAUCCAUCCUGCAGUUGCUCACAACUAGUAUGCCAAUUUCUGCAGAUGUUGAUCUGGUUAAACUGGCAGAAAUGACAACUGGGUAUGUUGGAGCUGACCUUACGGCACUCUGCAGGGAAGCUGCUAUGCAGGCUGUGUUCCAAAGCUCUCUGGAUUCAGCUGAAAUUAGCAUGGCAGAUUUCCAAGAAGCUUUUAAAAAGAUUCAACCAUCCUGCUUUCGAGGUGCUGUUGGACUAACAGAGUGUAAACCUGUUACCUGGGAGCAAAUUGGUGGUCUUGAAGAAGUGAAACUAAAGUUAAAACAGAGUAUUGAGUGGCCUAUGAAGUUUCCUCAGGCUUUUGCUAGGAUGGGCCUGGCACAUCCAAAGGGUAUUCUUCUCUAUGGGCCAUCAGGGUGUGCCAAAACCACACUAGUAAAGGCUGUGGCCACCAGCUGUCACUGUUCCUUUCUCUCUGUAAGUGGUGCUGACCUCUUCUCGCCUUACGUUGGGGAUUCAGAGAAGAUUUUGUCUCAGGUUUUUCGCCAAGCAAGAGCAAAUACUCCAGCAAUAAUAUUCCUAGAUGAGAUUGAUUCUAUCUUGGGAUCUCGGUCACACUGUAAAAGUGGCCAUGGUGUCUCAGAGAGAGUUCUUUCUGUUCUUCUCAACGAGUUGGAUGGAAUUGGACUGAAAGUCACAGAAAGAAGAGGAAAAAAACUACAGCUUGAGGGUGAAUGUCAGGAACAAAGUGAUGAGGAGAGAAAGCUAGAGUUUCAAGAAACUUUGAACAAGGAUUUCAUGGUAGUUGCUGCAACAAAUAGACCGGAUAUGUUGGAUGAUGCCUUGUUGCGUCCUGGAAGGCUAGACAGGAUGAUCUAUAUUCCGCCUCCAGACCUGAAGGGAAGACUUUCUAUUCUGGAAAUCUGCACAAAAAAAAUUCCACUAGACACUGACGUGUCAUUACAAGACUUAGCACUCCAAACAGACCUCUUCUCUGGAGCUGAUCUUGAAAAUCUGUGCAAGGAGGCUGCUUUGUUGGCAUUACAAGAGAAUGGACUUGAAGCAACUACUGUUAAACACGAGCACUUUGUAAAAUCAUUGAGGACUGUAAAAGCAUCCUUAACUGUCAAAGACUUGGAUUUUUAUGAAAAAAAUUAUAAUCAGAAAUUCACCUCUUGAAUCAGAAGAGUGCUGCAGCAUAAAUAUUUUUAAAUAUAUUACAAA